AUACACGCGCCAUACAUUAGCCAUUGAACGAGAUAUAUAUAUCAAAGCGUGUUUUUCUCCUUGAAAAUAUUGCAAAGAAAUUAAGAAAUUGUAUUAAAUAUACCAAUAUCCCAUAAGUAUGCCAAAACCCAGAGGACCGCGUCCAAACUAUAAUAAUACAGCCAGUGGUGGCUCAGGCUCUCGUUUUUCCGCAUUAAAUGAUUAUCAAAAUGAACACGACGAUCGUAAUAAUGAUGGACGCAAAAAAGAACGCAAUACCACCAGAAGAGUGAGUUUUAAGCCUUCAGCAUUUCAAAAUAAAGGCGCUAUUAAAGGCCGAGUCAAUGAAUUGGCUUUGCGUACCCGUUUGGAAGAUGAUGAGGAUAUGGAUGGUUUGGUGACAACAUUGAAUUAUGAAGAUCGUUCACAAGGAUCUCGCCGCAAAGGCUCACCAAUACCCAAAGGCAAAUUUGGUCGAGGACGCAAACUAUCACCUAGUCAAUUUGGAUGGUAUCAAGUCACGAUUUAUUUUAAUUUGCAGAUACAAGCUGGCCAACGCUAUUCCAAGGAUGAUCUUAUACGUGCCUUGCUCAACAGUCUUUCGCCCGAUAUCUUUAUACCCCUCUAUUGGCGUACUGAGAAGAAUUGCGUUGUCUUCUUCGUGGAUGAUUUUGCCAUAGCAUUGCGUCUCACCCAACUCGAGCGUAAUGUACAAAUGUCCGAUGGCUAUCGUCUGUUCAUACGCGUUCGAGACGGUUAUCCCUUGGUCUCAGUGGAUGAGCCAUUUAAAGAGAAAAUGAAAUUAGCCAUGGCCAAGAGAUACAAUGCACAUACUAAGGCUUUAGAUUUAACCAAAUUCCAUGCAGAUCCCGAUUUUCGCCAAAUUUUUGUGGGCCUAUUUCGUAACCCUGUGUUGUCUGCAGCUUUGGAUAUCAUUCAAAAGAAUAUACCCGAUUUGGAGGCUUUGAAUUUGAAUGACAACAAUUUGAAUUCCUUGGAGAGUUUUAAGAGCAUUGAGACAAGAUUGCCACAUUUGAAAAUCUUAUAUUUGGGAGGCAACAAUAUUGCCUCAUUAGCCCAUUUGUUGGUCUUGCGCAACGUACCCAUUAUCGAUUUGGUUUUGAAAAACAAUCCAUUACGUCAACGCUAUAAAGAUCAUGCCCUCUAUGUCAGUGAAGUACGACGUAAAUUUCCCAAAUUAGUGAAAUUGGAUGGUGAAGAUUUGGAACCCCAAAUUCUUUUCGAUGUCAAUGAUACUUCAACUAUGCCCAAAGCUCAAGCCUCAUUUCUAUGUGAUGCUUCGGGUGCAGAUAUUAUAAGACAAUUUUUGGAACAAUAUUUUAUGAUAUUCGAUUCGGAUAAUCGUCAGCCCCUACUGGAUGCAUAUCAUGAACAAGCCAUGAUGUCUAUGUCGGUGCCGCCAGCUAGCCAAGCAGGAAGGUUAAAUGCCUUCUGGAAAUACAAUCGUAAUUUUCGGCGUAUUGUUAAUAAUGAUGAUGUUUCACGUUUGAGACAAUUGAAAGUGGGUCGUUUGCCUGUAGUCUCAAAUCUGGCCGAGUGGCCAAAAACCCAACAUGAUCCACAAUCGUUUACAGUCGAUUUGACUUUAUUCACGCCCAAACUUAUCUCCUUUACUGUUGCUGGUCUCUUCAAAGAAUUGGAAUCGACCACAUCGACAAAUGGAGACAUUCGCUACUUCCAAAGACAAUUUGUUAUAGUACCCGCAGGCGGUGGUUUUUGUAUACGCAAUGAAAUGAUAUUUGUUACAAGUGCUACAGGGCAACAGGCGCGCACAUUCUUGAAAACACCAUCGGUACAGGCGUCAGCAGCUGGGACUGCCUCAAAUUUGCCAACAACAGCUGCAGGCAGUCUACAAAGUCGCUUACAAAUGCAACAGCCAUCGACUUCUGCCGCCGCUUUAAUGUCAACUCCCGCCCCAGUUCCCACGCAACCCGAUGAUGCUACAAAAAUGCAAAUGAUUCAGGCUAUGAUUGCCCAAAGCAACAUGAACAUGGAGUGGAGUAGGAAGUGUUUGGAAGAAACCAAUUGGGACUACAAUCAUGCAGCUUUUGUUUUUGACAAAUUAAACAGGGAGGGUAAAAUACCUCCGGAAGCUUUUAUUAAAUAAAUAAAUAGUUACAUCUAGUUUUAUUAAGAAACCUCUCGUUUGUUGACUUGCACAUUUAUUUUGGGAAUAAUUGUUCAAACCCUUUUUCCAGGGAGAGCAUUUUAACAGAGUUGCCUUCUUUUAAGCACAAAAAGUAGAGUUUAAACUUUAAUUUCUCUCUCUCUCUCUCUCUCUCCCUCAUACCCUUUACUUUCUCUCUAUUUUAUAAAUUGAAAAGGCUAUUAUUGACCAAUUACACUCUUGAUUUAUUGUUUUCUUUUUUUUAACAAAAUUGAAUAUGCAAUUGUGUGUAUGAACUUUGUAAUUUUUUUUAUACAUUUUAUUUAGCCAGUUUUAUACAAACAACAACAUAUCCUUUAAAUGUGUAAUGUUUGUUAAUUCUAUGAUUUUUCUACUAACAGAAUACCCCAAACUUUUUUUUUAUACACCUUGUAUGUCUCAAUUGAUUUCGAUAUGCAAAAAUUAAAUCACUAAGGACAAAAAAUUUUUCCACAGACAUUAAAGCACAGCUAUUAAAGGAUU
Molecule: messenger RNA, 2629 nt
Organism: Stomoxys calcitrans (stable fly)
Lineage: Eukaryota; Metazoa; Arthropoda; Insecta; Diptera; Muscidae
Gene: sbr
Product: nuclear RNA export factor 1
Exons: 11
Coding region: 119-2107 (662 amino acids)
Biological process (GO): poly(A)+ mRNA export from nucleus
Cellular component (GO): cytoplasm; nucleus
Molecular function (GO): protein binding; RNA binding
Source: RefSeq, a predicted model, not a curated record